Messenger RNA from Pomacea canaliculata, 3794 nucleotides. RefSeq lists its product as uncharacterized. NCBI's taxonomy places the organism in Eukaryota, Metazoa, Mollusca, Gastropoda, Architaenioglossa, Ampullariidae. Bases 302 to 3004 code for a protein of 900 amino acids. The transcript has 8 exons. The record is from RefSeq and is a predicted model, not a curated record.
GUGAGGUAAAAUGGUUGUUGACGUCAUAGACAAGGACGGAAAGAGGCAGUCGCCUGCUGAUAGAAGGAAGGAGUCUUGACUGAUUCGCCUUUCCUUUCAGCAGGUCUUUCGUGUUUACUUUGACCUCUAAUACUUCUAGAAGAUUACUUCCUAAUCAACUUUUCUGACAGAUGCCAUUUGACUUUUUCUUCCCAUCGGUACUGCACUAACUGAAAAGGUUCCGUUAAGUUUUAAGAAUUUUUGACGGUCAGUUAGGCUGUUUCCUAGGAAAGAUAUUGUCCAGACGCAAAAAUCAGCAUCAAUGAGAAUCCCGUCUGCCACGAUCGACGAAUCUAAGGUGGAGGCUUUCAGGAAAAGCGCCGUUCCUAUCACUCCUGAAUUUGAAGGUUUCUGCCCGGACAAACCUUGUGUCCACGGCAAGUGUGUGGAGGAUGAGAAUGGCAUUCUCUCCUGUCACUGCAAAAAAGGCUUCACUGGGCAGAGGUGUGACGUCGCCAUUGAAAAGAGGAGCGCGAGCGAAGUAGUAGUUCGCGUACCUGUGGAUGCGGCCCGGACAGCAGAAAUAGCCAGCGCCGCGGUCAUCUCCGUGCUCCUCCUGGUCGGCACUAUCUUCAUGUUAUACUUUCUCGUGUCCUCCCGAAGACGGCAAAAAGCGCUGAAAGAUUACUGGAAACAUCGGAGUCGCUUACACCCGCAGGCAGCCAGCAACGUUUCGAACAACGCAGCACCACCGCCAAAAGGAGGUGGCCUUUGCUCCUGUUGCCCCUGUUGCAAACCUGCUGACAAGGCUGGAGGAGGCAAGGGCGCUGGGUCGACGAGUGGUUCAAGUGCGGGCGGUGAAAAGAAGAAGAAAAAGGGAAAAAAAGGAGGCAAAAAAGGAGGAGGAGGAGGAGGAGGAGGAGCAAAAAAGAAAAAGAGAGUUUCAACGGGGGGAAGAUAUCUGUCCUCCGACAAAGCGCCCUUGCUGAGUGAGAACCGCAAUCAACAGUGCCUGUAUCACUCCUCUACUCGAAGUCCGAUGACCAGGGAUGGGCGCAAGAACCGCAACGUCUCCUCGUCGCAUACCCGGAGGAACGAUCAUCACGAUUGCCUGUGCGCCCUGGGCAAAGAUCGCGAUGACUAUGACUGGGAACGUGCGUACCGUGCUGUCCGUUCCAGCCGCUACAGUCACCUCAACAUCUCGCAGAACUAUCAUUACGAGGAGGCUAACCCGGCACCCCAAAAUGUCUGCCUGACCCAGCCUUCCUCUCUUAAAUUGCCCGCGACGAGCGCUCGCCUCGGUACGAUGCCUGACGACUUUGAUGAAGAGUUCGCGAAGACUUCCAACAAGGUGUCAACUUUGUCGGAACAAGGAGGAUCCGAGCAGCCCACAGUCUGCAGCUGCUGGCAGAGUGACUCCGAGGAAAGUCCUCCUGGUUGUCGAGGCGAAUGCCGACCUCUUCUGCAGGGCAACUCCACCCGUUGCGAACCAGGCGGCCCAGCAGGUAGACCCGAACAGGGUGACGGCGGCAAGUCUCUCUCCACCUCAGUAGCCAGAGUUGUCGACAGUAAUCGUUGGGAACAACCUUUGCCAGCUCAACCCACCGGAGGUGAUGAGAUAUUUCAGUCGGAAAAAAAUCGCACGCCAAAGAUCGACGAAAAGAAAGCUCUCGUCAAGAGCAAACUUGCAGACCAUGCUCCUUUGAAAGACACUCUUCUUCCGAAUCCCGGUACUGACGAGGAGAAACGCCUGUUGGCAACUAUGCAGUGGUGCGCGGACCAGAACGACAGGUUGCUGAGAUUUAUCGACGCCAGUCGUAAACAGUGGCUCGUGACAGCACACAGUCUUCACGACAGUGGUGUCCUUACACCGAUCAAUCCGCAGAAGGAAGAUCCCCGCUGUGAACAAGAGCAGCCAAAAAACCAUGACAACGUACUCAGCCAUGGUGUCCCCUCCAAGACCGGCGCGGGGACAAGGAAGAGGAUGACGACACACCCACCCAGCCGGAGAACCUCUCAAGGGAAAGAGGUCCAUUGGCAGGACCCUUCGUCGCCUGAAGUUUCGCGGCAUAGAAUCACGAAGCUAGGACGAAGCAGGGUUAAGCUUGGCUUGAUCUCAAAAGCAACCCCUUUAGAUGAUAAGUCCCAGCACGAGUCAAAGCCUCUGGAUGUAACCAUGAUGCCAGUAGGAGGAUCUCUCCCACGCCACCUUUUUCCCUACACCUCCUCAGACCACAUGCACUUGGGAGCAUGUUCACCGUUCCUAACCGUUGUCCAUUCAAAUCGGCGAAGCAAGAAAGCUAAUUGCUUUUUCUCUACCCAUCGAAAGAACGCUGUAGAAACUGUACCUGGCAGCCAAGGAGAAAGCCUAUCGUUCUAUCCGGGUUUCUCUGCGAUGACGUCAGAUUGUGUCAGGGGAGACGACCGAGAAAACGCAUCGUCUGCGGGUGACGUACCCAAAGCCCCCUUGCGAUGCAUUAGUAGCCGCCACGACGCACCGCCGGGCAUCAGCGAACCCAAGAGCAAACUGUGGCAAGAGCUGAGCACUUCCAUUGUUCCCCAACCACGUGUCGACGGCGAGGUCACGCUUCAGCAAGCAGAACGCCCCCUGGACACAGACGACAUUUGUGUUGAUCCCAAGCGCUACUAUACAGUCAAGGACUCGACUACAGAACCCAUACCGCAAACCAUAAAAACCCAGCACAGGUUGGAUCUUUCGACCAUUCCAUUGGUCUGGUCACUGGAAGAGAACAAGGACGCUCGCUUAACGUUGACGGAGCCUGAGGUGAACUGGGGUCCAGACCAGGCUCUUGCCAACUCCUCUGGUCCCUUCCUGAGUGCGAAAACAAGCGACAGAAUUGAACAGGACGUGAAAAAAGAACUGAAACCCCCUAAUGUCGCCAGAAACCUGGCACAAAGUGAAGUCCCUGAAGAUCACUCUGCAAACGCCAAAGUUUCCCAGCUUCUCAAAACUCCGCUGAACUGCCAAACAAACGAGGAGGUGCGCGCACUCCAGGCCCGCUGACACCAGCAAGAGUUAGGGGAGAUCACUCCUGCCACAAGGAAAGGGAGAGUACGUCGGGCGUUGUUUGUGUGCUAACAGCACCAAAAAAUUAUUUCAGGGACAAUGACACACCCUCAACAGAAACAAUGUUUUUGGACUGCUGACACCAGAGAAAGUAAGCAAAGGCAAGCAUUCUCUGGAAUGGCGGUCGAGCUAGAGUUCUUUGCCUUAAAGCUGCACAGAACACGGUUUAACCUUUCACUUGUCGACUUGUCAUUGUCGACGACCAUAUUGCCUGGGUUAGAGACAAAAAUCGCACACAACAAUUUCUCAAGAAUGCCGUAAUUUGAAAAGCUUGCUUAUCAGAACCAGUGAGUCUGUUACUAAAAAAACAAAAAAAUGAAUUUCUAAUAUUUCGAUGUUGGAAAAAAAAGCUGGCAGAACAGUGUGUUUAGAUUGUUACGAUGAUAAGCAACUGUACGAUGUGUACGAUGUGAAGGUAUGAUGUUUGAGUGCGCUUUUUCAAAAGAAAAAUGCUUGUUCUCUACUUAUAUACUGGUAAGCUUUACACAUUUUCUGUGUCGGUUAAUAUUAUUAAAGUAACAGGUAUUCGUAUACAAAUCCUGUGCACACUUCGUUACCCUGUAUGAUAUGAUUGAUUUGACUGUACGAUAUGCUCACCCCUUCGCUGUAGUUGACUGCUUAUUACCAAAUAAUACGACAGAUUCUCUUUCCUUCUCUAAAGCACAAUAUACUUGUAAACAAAUCCUCUUUUUUUGUAAUAAAGAGGACAUUAAAUAUUAUAACUCUA